Messenger RNA from Lasiosphaeria miniovina, 1647 nucleotides. RefSeq names its product ankyrin repeat-containing domain protein. Bases 1 to 1647 code for a protein of 548 amino acids. The transcript has a single exon. NCBI's taxonomy places the organism in Eukaryota, Fungi, Ascomycota, Sordariomycetes, Sordariales, Lasiosphaeriaceae. Gene Ontology annotation, cellular component: ciliary inversin compartment. Gene Ontology annotation, molecular function: protein binding. Gene Ontology annotation, biological process: protein localization to ciliary inversin compartment. The record is from RefSeq and is a predicted model, not a curated record.
AUGGUGCCGUCGCCCCGUAGCGGCCGCAUUGCGUCUGGGCGAGAGCAGGGGGGAAACCAGUGCGAGGCUAGCUGCCGCUGCCGCUGCCACUCGGUCAGCAGCUACUCGUGGCGCAUGACGUCGCUGCGGUCGGUCCUGGGGGCCAUCACAAUGACGUACGCGUCGCGCAACGGCGGCGGCCAAGGCGCGUGCACCAGCAGCCGGUGCCGGGGGCCCGGGGCGAGUCAGGAGCAGGCGGCCGCAGGAGGGUUCCGCGACCUGCGGCUGGUGUACCGGUUCCCAGACUGGGUCGUCCGAGCCGCCCUGUCCGUGUUCCUGUCGAGUAACCUCAAUGGCAGCCCGCAGCUCAACGUGCGCAUGCACAACCGGCUGCACUGGGACACGAUCAACACGGGCUCCGAGACGCUGUUCCGCUACAUCGUGCGAGGCGAAGCCGAUGGGGUGCGGCGGCUGCUGUCGGCGGGGCGGGCGUCCGUGUACGACACGCUCGGCGACACGGAGGAGCCGCCGCUGUGGACGGCGGUCGGGCUCGGCCAGGUCGAGGCCACGCGGCUGCUGCUGCAGGCGGGCGCCGACCCGUACCAGACCACGGCCGCCGGCGAGUGUCCCGUCGAGCUGGCCCUCGAGCACUCGCUGACGGGCGACGCCGCCAUGGUCGAGAUCGCCCGCCUGCUGCCCGUCGCCCGCUACCUCGACGACGCCGACUACCCGCCGCUGCACCGCGCCAUGGCCGGCGUGCUGCACGUCGACCUCGCCGACGCCCUGCACCGCCCCGAGUACGCUGCCGACGUCAACACCGGCAGCGCCGGCGGCAUGACGCCGCUGUACAUGGCGGCGGCGCGCGGCGACCUCGGCGCGGUGCGGCUGCUGCUGCGGGCGGGGGCGGACCCAGACGUGGCGACGACGUCUGGCUACACGCCGCUGCACGUGGCGUGCCGGUCGGGCCACCACGACCUGGCGCGGCUGCUGCUCGGCGCCGGGGCUAGCGUCGAGAAGAAGGACUCGAUGGGCCAGUCGCCACUCGUCGUGGCGGCGGGUGGGCUGCUGUACGCGGCGGACGCGACGCGCAUCCUGGCGCUGCUGGUGCGGCACGGCGCGGACCUGGGCGCGCGCGACAACUUCGGCGCCGAGCCCCUGAGCUGCGCGGCCGCGUUUGGCGCGCUCGAGUCGGUGCGGUUUCUAGUCCGCCGCGGCGCAGACGUCAACCACCGCGACUGGGAGGGCGACAUCGCCCUCGUCGAGGCCAUCAUGCGCAGCCGCGCCGACGUCGCGCGGUUCCUGCUCGCGCACGGUGCCGACGUGCGGAAUGUCAACAGUUUCGGGCGUAGUAUCUUGCAUGUUCUGGCAUACCAUGCGGAUGUCGAUAUGAUGGCCGUGUUUGCCGACGUCGGCAUGCGCGGCGUGAGUACGGCGGCCAGGGACGACGCUGGCAAGACGCCUCUGCAGCUGUUUAAUGAGAGGGACUCGACGCCCGAGCUGCGUAACGCGUUUGAUUGUCUCUUGGAUAGUGUCGAGGCGCAGAUGCUAGAUGACGGCGAGGGCGAUCCUAGGUCUAAGGAUGAGGAUGAGGAUGAGGGCGAUCCUGGGUCUGAGGAUGGGGAUGAGGAUGAGGAUGUGUUUGUGGACGCGCGCGAGAACUGGGAGUAA